Racocetra persica is the source of this 748-nucleotide messenger RNA. The record is from the annotation of a GenBank genome assembly. Lineage: Eukaryota; Fungi; Glomeromycota; Glomeromycetes; Diversisporales; Gigasporaceae.
AACGUCAUGGAUGAAUAUGAAAAUAUUGACAUCAAAGAUGUUGAAGACACAAAUGGUACCAAUAAAGAAGAAAGAAGAGGUGAAAAAAGGAUUAUUGAUAAAGAUCAACUAUUAAAGCGUUCACAAUCCGAAAUAGCUUUUUUAGACAACCGUAUCCCACGCGCUUCCACUGACCUUAUUACACCCCUCCCUAUUUCAUUCGCUGAGGCUGGAUUCUUUGCCAGUCAUGCAGAAGGGCAAAAGCCAAAAAUUGUUUGGUUUGGAUGCUCUGAUUCUCGAGUUCCUGCGGAAACUGUAGUUCAAUUGGGACCUGGUGAAAUUUUUGUUCACAGAAAUAUCGCUAACCAAUUCAACCAUACAGACUUAAAUUCUUUAUCUGUGUUACAAUAUGCAGUGGAACAUCUUGGAGUUGAGCAUAUAAUCGUUUGUGGUCAUACUGGAUGUGGAGGUGUUUCUGCGUCAUUGAGCAACGACCAACAUGGCCUUGUUGACCACUGGUUACGUAAUAUCAAGGAUAUUUACUAUGCAAAUAAAUCUAAAAUUGAUGCGUUACCGGAGAGGAAAGACCGUGUAAAUGAAUUGGUUAAAUUUAAUGUCGUGCAACAAGUUUACAACAUCUCUGCAACAAACAUAGUUCAAAAUGUAUGGGACCGUGGGGGUAAACUCGAAGUACAUGGUUGGGUUUAUGAUUUAGGGACGGGUUUGAUAGACGAUCUCAAAAUUAAUCUUAAAAAUGCAAAAGAUUUGC